AUGGCGGAAUUUAUCACCAAUCUCCUAGAAAUGGGAGCUACCAAUUUCUAUAGAAAUUCGACAGGAGCUUUUGAACAGUUGAAGACAAUGGAACUCCAAAAAUGGAUUCGAAUUGUCGCAGUAGUUGGAGCAUACCUUCUCAUUCGACCAUAUUUCAUCAAUCUUGGCGCGAAGAAGCAGGAGCAGGAAUAUGCCAAAGCAAGGGCUCAACAUGCGGAAAAGAAGGAGAAAGAAAAGCACGUCGGUGCAAAUUCUUUCAGAGACUCGGUCAAGAUCCCUGAGGAUACUGAUAGCGAGGAGGAUGUGAAAGCCAAUUCGAAUGAUGUCAAAUGGGGUGGUAAAGCACGAAAGAAGCAAAGGCAGACAAUCAGAAAGAUUUUGGACCAGGAGGAGAAAUUGAGAAGACAACAACAAGAGGAUGAUGAGGAUAAGGAUAUUCAAGAAUUUUUGCAAUAA
This is a messenger RNA of Sclerotinia sclerotiorum 1980 UF-70, 456 nucleotides long. RefSeq lists its product as hypothetical. NCBI's taxonomy places the organism in Eukaryota, Fungi, Ascomycota, Leotiomycetes, Helotiales, Sclerotiniaceae. The record is from RefSeq and is a predicted model, not a curated record. The transcript has a single exon. Bases 1 to 456 code for a protein of 151 amino acids. Gene Ontology annotation, biological process: protein transport.